Molecule: messenger RNA, 552 nt
Organism: Stylophora pistillata
Lineage: Eukaryota; Metazoa; Cnidaria; Anthozoa; Scleractinia; Pocilloporidae
Source: RefSeq, a predicted model, not a curated record
AUGCCUGCUGACUUUAAAGACAAAUACCCCUCAACUAGGGUCGUUAUUGACUGUACUGAGGUACGAUGCCAGAUGCCCAAGAGUCUAUGCCUUAACAGUGAACUUUUUAGUUCUUACAAAAACCACACAACUCUUAAAGGUUUGAUUGGCAUCUCACCAGGAGGUGCUAUUACCUUCAUCAGCCAGUUAUACACUGGUCAUAUUUCUGACAGGGAAAUUGUUACAAGAUCAGGAUUUCUGAAUCUGCCUUUUAAUAGGGGAGAUUCUGUCAUGGCCGAUAAAGGCUUUACUAUUCAGGACCUUCUACCCCUUGGAGUGUCCCUAAAUAUUCCACCUUUUUUGGGAAACAAGGGUCAAAUGAGCGCAGCAGAAGUUGUUGAGACACAGUCGAUCGCUUCUGUUCGGAUUCAUGUUGAAAGGGCAAUAAAUAAAAUUAAAAAUUUUCAUAUAUGGGAUAGUGUAGUACCGUUCACCCUGUUUGGGGUUGUAAACCAAAUGUGGGUGGUAUGUGCCAUGCUAUGCAAUUUUCAGAACAGCAUCAUAAGUGCAUAA